UUCCGGAGUUACAGGAUGAAGAACACCCCCUCUCCCAAUUGUCUGAUACAUGUAUACAGAUGUUUAUUAGUUUGACCUUUCAUACACCAGGAUCUUACAUCUAUAACUAAUAAUUGAUUUGUUAUAACUGUACUUUAAGAGGAUGAAAAUGGUCAUGUUCAGAUGUAUCUUUAUGCUUUUGUUAGUGGCAGAAACCCUGUCGCUACAACAUGCUAAUUUGGUGAGAGAAUGGAACAUGUUCAAACAAAAGUACAACCGAACAUAUUCUUCCGAUAUAGAGGAAACGUACAGAUAUGGAGUAUUUACAGACAACAUCCGGGCGAUUCAUUUACACAAUAUGGCUGCCGACAAGGGACACCACUCUUUCUGGUUGGCAAUAAACCAUUUUGCUGACCUGACAGACAAAGAGUACGAGUCGAAGAUGAUAGGCCUUUAACUGAUUUUUCACUCU
Messenger RNA from Ruditapes philippinarum (Manila clam), 451 nucleotides. RefSeq names its product crustapain-like. The transcript is spliced from 4 exons. NCBI's taxonomy places the organism in Eukaryota, Metazoa, Mollusca, Bivalvia, Venerida, Veneridae. The record is from RefSeq and is a predicted model, not a curated record. Bases 143 to 436 code for a protein of 97 amino acids.